Molecule: messenger RNA, 1950 nt
Organism: Anthostomella pinea
Lineage: Eukaryota; Fungi; Ascomycota; Sordariomycetes; Xylariales; Xylariaceae
Source: the annotation of a GenBank genome assembly
AUGGCUGGACUCAUGAGCAAGCGCCAGCAGGCGCGCAACGAGAAAGCCUUGCAAGACCUCAAGCAGAACGUCGCAGGAAACAACACAUGCGCGGACUGCGGAGCAAGGAAUCCAGCUUGGGCAUCAUGGAGUUUGGGCGUCUUCCUUUGCAUGCGAUGCGCUACCAUCCAUCGCAAGCUAGGGACACACAUCUCCAAGGUCAAGUCGCUAAGCAUGGACAGCUGGUCCAAUGACCAGGUGGAGAGCAUGAAACGCGUCGGAAACGCCUCGUCGAAUAUGAAAUUCAACCCCCAGAACAAGAAGCCUCCGGUACCCAUCGAUGCUGACGAAGCCGACUCCGCGAUGGAACGAUUCAUCCGAUCCAAGUACGCGCAGCCCCAGACCCAGACCCCUGCCAACGGCGCGAGAAGGCACAACACGGGAAAUUCAGACGAGGGCACCCCGCCGCCAUUGCCACCGAAGACGGGCGGCCGUUUCUUCAAAUCAGGAACACUUUCAUUUCGUUCUAAGAAAGACGCGCGGAGUCCACACGACGGUGCCUUUGCAUCACGCGAUCUACCUCCGCGCAAUUCCGAAACACUGCGCAAUAAGCCCUCCAAAGUCUUCGGGGCUAGCGUACACCAAGAGAGCCCAGAGGCUACGGCGCAGAAGCUGACACAGUUGAGGGAUAUGGGCUUCACGGACGACAAACGCAACGCUAUGAUAUUGAAGGGUGUUAAUGGCAACCUGGAAAAGACGAUCGAAGCUUUAGUACGAUUGGGCGAGGGCGGCAUUUCGUCAGACUUGGCCUCUGCUCGGGAAAGCCAGCCUUUGUCGAGAUCAUUGACACCUCAGCCUACGAAACCCAUCACGAAUGGGCUGUCGAGGUCUAGUCCAACGGCUGCUCGAAGCCCAACAACUCCCUCGAACAACCCUUGGGACAUACAACCCGCCCAGCCUCAAUCAUCUCAGUCCACAGGAACGUUGCAGAACAGGAAUCCCUUUUUCAACAACAAUCCGUUUGGAAUUCCACCGCAACAGGCUGAAUAUACCUUGAAUCAGUCCCUGCAAAAUCUAUCCUUGGCACCAUCUCAGCUACCGCUUUUCCCACACCACACUGGGGGAGUACCGGCUUCACAACCUAUAUCACAACCACUCUAUCCGCACUCAAUGACUCCGCCAAUUCCACAAACGCAAAAUUUUGGGUCCGCGGCAUUUAAUGGCUACCAGAAUUACCAACAGCCGGUGUCGCAGCCCCAGCAACCGCAGCAGCAGCAGCAACAGAACAACAAUCCCUUUUUGCAGGCUCCCGCCGCUGUGCAGCCGUCGUUAUCCCUGAAUACAUCGUCCUUUCAGCAUACUCAGGGAGCAUAUAACGGCAAUCCAUUCACAAGAUCACCGACAAGGAUCGCCUCUCCGACACUAAGCCAGAUACCCGAGCAAUCACAGCAGAACGUCUAUAGUGCGUCCCAAACACCGGCGUAUGGGAGCAACCCGUUCUUUGCAAUGAACCAGCCUGCGCAGUCAUCCCAGCCCCUGCAGCAGCCUUGGUACGAGAGCCAGCAACCUGUGCAGGCGCCCCCUCAGGGAGUAUAUCAACCACAGCGAGCCGAUACCGCCUCCAUAAUGGCCAUGUACAACUAUCCGCACCUCGCACCGACCGGGAUGCAAUCUCAAGAACAGGCUCCCCAAAAUGCUACUGAGAUGGGUCAAAGUCAACAAGUUCCUUCCCAAUACCAGGCACCUACUUCUAUACCAAGAAGUGCUUCAAACUUGGCGGGCACGAACAAUCCUUUUCUGAACAGUACAGCGGCACCAGCUCCCGCUGCCUUCGCGCCGGCUAGUAACACGACCGCGCCAAGUUCAAAUGGGCGAAGCAGGGAGAGUAUGACGAUGGCUAUGGAUAUGGCCUGGAACAACGGCCGGCAUAGCCCCGAUGCCUUUGCCAGUCUGAGUGCGAGAAGCGGGUAA